UAUCGAAAACGGGAGCAGUCUGUUUUCCUGAAGUCACCGAAAGCGGACGCUUGUGCAAUCUGUUCCUUCCGUGUUGUCCUCCUACUUCGUAAGCGACCUUCAACUUCUCAAAACAAGCCCGUGGCUUCUGUCCAAAGCUCUCGUUGACGUCGCUCGACGACAACGCCGGUGCACAACGUCUUGUGUCACAUCUUCAAUUCAGACGGAGGUUGGAAAUCUUCGCAUUUCGGCGCCCGAUAUUGCAGCCGAGAAACUGUUCAGAUUCUAGCAGACGACAGAAGGAGACUGCGCGCGGUCAUCUGCGAGCAACGGCUGGUAGCAGAUGGAUAUUGCUGACCUCCUCAUCUAAUAAAUUCCUCGGUCCAACGUAAGACUGCUAUCACUACAAGUGAUUGUCAAGCCGUUCGUGUGAUAAGAAGUUUCGAAGUGGCUGGCGUUGUCAUAUCUCUGUAGUUGCUAGCAACCUGGAUCUUCUGUGUGAGUAUCUAUCGUCUGCAACUAUUCCUCUUGAUAUGAACUCCGAUAAGGCCACUUUCUGUUCGCCGGUCGCAGGCUGCUCGCUCUUCGGACUGUCUUGUUUUUCGCAAACCAAAUUUUUCUGUGCAAAUUUGUGAUCUUGAAGAUGCAAAGCGUGGCUAGAGUACCGGGCCCGUGCUUGGUGGGGCUUGUGGCGCGCGGCGAUUUCAUCCGCCGCGAUGCUGCCAAAGUGGUUGGAAACAUGCGGUUUGUGAAAAGGUUCCAGCCCUCAACAGCGAGCUUCUUCUCGAGGGCUUUGCCUUCGAAAGGAGACUUUUGCAGCAGGCAUUUGGGGCCGCGUGAAAAGGACCAACGGGAAAUGUUGAAAUACUUGGAAGUCAAGAACAUCUCAGAGCUGAUUGACAAGACAGUGCCGGAGAACAUACGGCUGAACAGGGAGAUGAACCUGGAUGAUCCAUUGAGUGAAGAGGAACUCAUCGACAGAGCUCGACAACUGGCCGACAUGAAUAAGGUGUGGCGAUCGUAUAUUGGCAUGGGAUACUACGGCUGCCUCACACCCAACACAAUACUGAGAAACGUUUUCGAAAAUCCUGGCUGGACGACGCAGUACACGCCGUACCAGGCUGAAAUUGCUCAAGGCCGACUGGAGAGCCUUCUCAAUUACCAAACAAUGGUGACUGAUCUGACUGGCCUAGACGUUGCCAAUGCUUCCCUUCUGGACGAAGGCACUGCGGCCGCUGAGUCCAUGGGUCUCUGUUACAGGUAUACCAAGAAGAAGAAAUUUUACGUUUCCGACAAAGUUCACCCACAAACGCUUGCCGUUGUACAGACCAGAGCCAGCGCCAUGGGAGUGGACGUGCUAGUGGAGAACAUAUCCAAAAUGGACUUUUCCAAGAAAGACAUCUGCGGCGUAUUGUACCAGUAUCCCGACACUGAAGGCGCUGUCCACGACUACACGGAUCUCAUUAAGACGUGUCACGAGAACAAGGCUCUGGCAGUGUGCGCAACGGACCUGCUCUCGCUGGCGGUGCUCCGUCCACCAGGAGAAAUGGGGGCCGACAUUGCUGUGGGGUCUAGUCAGCGUUUCGGCGUUCCACUCAACUUCGGCGGCCCCCACGCGGCCUUCUUCGCAGUAAAGGAGUCUCUGACGCGUCUCAUGCCCGGCAGGGUUGUUGGUGUCACACGUGACGCAACGGGCGAUCGAGCCUAUCGCUUGGCGUUGCAGACGAGAGAGCAGCACAUUCGUCGAGAUAAGGCAACCAGCAACAUAUGUACUGCACAGGCGCUACUGGCUAACAUGGCCGCCCUGUUCGCGGUGUACCACGGACCCUCGGGCAUCAGGAACAUCGCCACCGGAGUUCACCAUUGGACGCUGAUACUCGCUAGAGGGUUGUCGCACGAAGGACACGUGGUAGAACACCCUCACUUCUUCGAUACCCUCAAAGUGAAGCCCAAUGAUGGGUCGCUCGAUGAAAUACGCAGGCGAGCUGCAAGCAAAGAGAUUAAUCUUCGAUAUUUGGCGGACGACACUGUCGGAAUCUCCCUGGACGAGACGGUCAAACAGAAGGACCUCGACGACCUCUUGUGGAUAUUUGACUGCAAGAAAAAUGCGGCUACCAUUGCUGAGGAGAUGCCUGAAGAGCCCCAGGAGAGUGUGCUCUUCUCCGAUCACAGACGGACCAGUGACUAUCUCACUCACUCAGUGUUCAACACGUACCAUUCCGAAACUCAAAUCGUGCGUUACAUGAAACAACUUGAGAACAAGGAUGUUUCUCUCGUUCAUUCCAUGAUUCCUUUGGGUUCCUGUACCAUGAAAUUAAACAGUACAACAGAAAUGAUGCCUUCGUCAUUCCCGCAAUUUGCGAACCUGCACCCGUUCGUACCUUCCGACCAGUCACGUGGUUACAAGCUGUUAUUCGAAGAACUCGAACGAAACCUGUGCGAGAUCACGGGAUACGACAGGAUUUCUUUACAGCCCAACAGUGGUGCUCAGGGAGAGUACGCUGGACUAAGAACUAUUUCUUCUUAUUUCAAAGAUAAAGGAGAAGUUCAGAGGAAGGUGUGCCUGAUUCCUGUUUCUGCCCACGGCACGAAUCCAGCCAGCGCGCAGAUGGCUGGUAUGAUGGUGGAACCUAUCCAGAUACUCAAGAACGGAAACGUUGAUGUCGCUCAUCUCAAAGCGAAAUUGGACCAACACGACGACAAAGUGGCCUGUAUGAUGAUAACGUAUCCUUCAACGAACGGCAUAUUCGAGGAAACCAUCAAGGAUGUGUGCGACCUUGUUCACGGCGUGGGUGGCCAGGUGUACUUGGAUGGAGCCAACAUGAACGCCCAGGUUGGUCUGUGCCGGCCAGGAGAUUAUGGCUCCGAUGUGUCUCACCUCAACUUGCACAAAACCUUCUGCAUUCCUCACGGCGGUGGAGGGCCCGGGAUGGGACCAAUUGGCGUGAAAGCUCACCUAGCGCCUUACCUACCGACCCACCCGAUCGUGGACCCGAUGACGGCGCAUAUUGGUGACGACCCCCGAAAACCACACGGCGUGAUCAGUGCCGCCCCCUGGGGAUCUUCAGCCAUCUUGCCCAUCUCGUGGGCCUAUAUCAAGAUGAUGGGGGCCCAGGGCCUCAGGAGAGCCACCGAAGUGGCCAUGCUCAACGCUAACUACAUGCGAAAGAAGCUCGAGAACCACUACAGGGUGCUCUACCUUGGAACACAAGGGUUCGUGGCACACGAGUUCAUCCUGGACAUGCGGGUCUUCAAGAAAAACACCGGCAUCGAGGCUAUGGAUAUUGCCAAGCGUCUCCAGGACUACGGCUUCCAUGCACCAACUGUCUCGUUUCCUGUCAGUGGCUGUCUUAUGGUGGAACCGACAGAGUCUGAAGACAAGCAGGAACUCGACCGCUUUUGUGAUGCUCUUAUCCUAAUACGAGAUGAAAUUCAGGCAAUCGAGGAUGGGAAGAUGGAUCCUAAUAAUAACCCUCUCAAGAUGGCGCCGCACCCUCAAAAAGUGGUGAUUAGUUCGAACUGGGACAGGCCGUAUACUCGUGAACAGGCCGCGUUUCCUGCUAGCUUCGUGACCCCCGAAACCAAGAUAUGGCCCAGCGUGGGCAGAAUCGACGACAUCUAUGGUGACACUCAUUUGUUGUGCAGUUGUCCUCCCAUGGAGACGUAUCAAUCUCUCAAGGCCUAAAUCUUCUAUAGGCUGCUUAUAGGCUGCUUAUAGACUGUACAUAGCCUGCAUACUGUGUAUACCUAUUGCCUGUCAGUAUAAUUAUCGAUGAUGAAUGUUAUAAAAUAGUUUACGAACAUAA
Molecule: messenger RNA, 3785 nt
Organism: Ornithodoros turicata
Lineage: Eukaryota; Metazoa; Arthropoda; Arachnida; Ixodida; Argasidae
Product: glycine dehydrogenase (decarboxylating), mitochondrial-like
Exons: 24
Coding region: 623-3664 (1013 amino acids)
Biological process (GO): glycine decarboxylation via glycine cleavage system
Cellular component (GO): glycine cleavage complex; mitochondrion
Molecular function (GO): glycine dehydrogenase (decarboxylating) activity; glycine binding; pyridoxal phosphate binding
Source: RefSeq, a predicted model, not a curated record